AUGCUAGAAGAAAACGAACCAACUCAAAGAACUGAAGCAGAUGAAGUGACUGGAAAAAAAGCUCAAAGGAAGAAAAAAGGUGGUAAAGGAUUACCAGCAACGAAAGGAAUUCCAAACGAAAAGAGGCUGGUUUUACGAGAACUAAUUAAGAAACACUUAUUGGCUGGCUCAGCACGAAUGGAAUACGAAUUGCCAGACUUGCAUCAGCUGCUAACAAUGGCAAAAGCAUCUUUUCAAAAAUCUCCAACUCUGAUCGAAGUUCCAUGUCCUGUGAAUAUUUGUGGAGAUAUUCAUGGCCAGUACGGGGAUUUAAUGCGUAUUUUUGCUGUAAGUAUUUCUAUUAUUCAAUAA
Messenger RNA from Thelazia callipaeda (thelaziosis nematode), 351 nucleotides. Lineage: Eukaryota; Metazoa; Nematoda; Chromadorea; Rhabditida; Thelaziidae. The record is from the annotation of a GenBank genome assembly.